AUACACUUAAGAGAUUUCGCCCCGGUGUCCAUGGCGCACGGCGCUGGACGCUCUCACAACGCCAAGUACAAGUUGUCGGAGAGACAGUUCUGAGCCGCGUUGUCUCGGAAAGAGCGUCGAUGAUUAUUCUCGCUCGAGCUGAGCGGCGAAAGAGAUGCCCCUCAAUGACAAGUGUUGAUCGGUGAGUCCCGAGUGCCCUUUGGUCAAGUGGCAAGCCUGCAAGUUCGGGGCUGAGGAUGUGAUCGCGAUGGAGCACUGCGGCCAGCCUAAGCUGAACGGAUCGGAAGGGGCAAAUGUAACCAGUCUGGCCCCUCAUUACAGCCCGGUCGUCACCGCCUUGAUCAGUUUGGUGGUCACCUUCAUCAUCUUCCUCACCAUCGUAGGCAACAUCCUGGUGGUGGUGGCAGUUUUCACCAGUAGGGCUCUGCGGCCACCUCAGAACCUGUUCUUGGUCUCACUUGCUUCGGCUGAUAUCCUGGUGGCCGCCCUGGUUAUCCCAUUCUCCCUGGCCAACGAAGUGAUGGGCUAUUGGUAUUUCGGGAGCGUCUGGUGCGGGAUCUAUCUGGCUCUAGAUGUGCUCUUCUGCACCUCGUCCAUUGUCCACCUGUGUGCAAUCAGUUUGGACAGAUACUGGUCAGUGACCCGAGCGGUCGAAUAUAAUCUAAAAAGGACACCCAAGCGAAUUAAGUGCAUGAUUGGCGUUGUGUGGCUAAUAUCGGCAAUCAUCUCUUUCCCGCCUUUGGUUACCAUGAACACUGAUCGUAGCCACAAGGGAUGCUGUGAACUUAAUAAUGAUACCUGGUACAUCCUCUUAUCUUGCAUAGUGUCUUUCUUUGCUCCGUGUGUUAUCAUGAUUUUGGUCUACUUCAGAAUCUACAGGGUGGCUAAGCAGAGGACGGCCGUGGUGUCGGUGGCCAAGAACGGAGUGGACAGGGUGUCUUCCCAAACCGAGACUUGUUUCACAGCCAAAGGGAAAGUCGACCCGGACAGUCCCAGCAGCCAGAGUUCCUGCAGCCACAAGAGGCAGGAGGAGCUGGAGGACAUCGACCUGGAGGAGAGCUUCUCCUCUGAAGCCAAGGCAAAAAACUCCCGGGGGUCCAACCAGAAGAAACUGCAGCCUCCCGGUUGCUGCCCGGCGGCGCAGCAAAACCGUUUGUCCUGGAGCAACAACCAAGCUUCGCAGCCUUUCGAGCAUAAAAGAGCGCCCGUCUCAACCCUCACCAAAAGCAAAAUCGCCCAGAUGAGGGAAAAACGCUUCACCUUCGUGCUGGCCGUGGUGAUGGGAGUCUUUGUGGUUUGUUGGUUUCCAUUUUUCUUCACUUACAGCCUGAAGGCGAUCUGUGGGAAGUGCUCCAUCCCCGACCCCCUCUUCAACUUUUUCUUCUGGAUCGGUUACUGCAACAGUUUUCUGAACCCAAUCAUCUACACAAUCUUCAACAGGGACUUCAGGAAGGCCUUCAAGAACAUACUUUUUAAAACGAACAAGCGUACUUUGUAACUGUAUGUAAAUUGGAUGUCUUGUUUUAAUGUAUGCGGCUGUUGUAAUAUGUUGCUGUCUAUACUUAAGUGUUUAAAGCUAAUGCAAGAAGAAAAUAAACGUCACUAAAAGAUAAAUCUGUUCUGAAAAUCUCCACUGGAUUUUCUUUCUUCUGAGAAAGACGGCAAAAUAGAGGCAUUAUUUAAAAUUGUCUAAUAGAAAAGCUAACAUUGAACUCUUAUUGCACGAUUUAUUUAUAAGGUGAACUGGUUAAGGUUGGGCAGAGGUCAUGGAGAGGGCCGCACGCACCUUAUUCAAUGCGAUAGUAACAUUUGGAGAUUGAGGUUUAAACCGAGAAAACAUAGAAAACCUGCAGCACAGUACAGGCCCUUCGGCCCAGAAUGCUGUGCCGAACAGGUACUUACUUUAGUAAUUACCUCGGGUUAACCAUAGCCCUCUAUUUUUCUAAUCUCCAUGUACCUAUCCAGGAGUCUCUUAAAAGACCCUAUCAUAUCCACCUCCACCACCGUCACUGGCAGCCCAUUCCACGCACUCACCACUCUCUGCGUAAAAAAAUACUUAACCCUGACAACUCCUCUGUACCUGCUUCCGAGCACCUUAAACUGUGACCCCUCGUGUUAGCCAUUUCCGCCCAGGGAAGAAGCCUCUGACUAUCCACACGAUCAAUGCUUCUCAUCAUUAUAUGUUGUAUCAUUAGACGUGUACGUACUUGCAUGGCCCGCACGUAAUAUGACACCUUUAGAUUGCAUUUUGAGGUUCAUUCACGCAUUAUACAGUGAAUUGCCAUUUAAUUCCGGAUAAACAAGUUCUCUCAAUGUGAUGUGUAUGUUUGCCGGAUAUUCGAGGAAAGUGUAGAAGCGGAAUGAACCAGACUGUUCGGAAUUGGCAUUUGCGAUGAAAUGGAUUUACAGAGGUUCAGGCUCAGUCAUGCAGCUUAUAAAACAGAUGUAACUUAAUUCGUCGGACGUAAUCAAUGUGUAUGUUUUUUUUAAGCUGCAUGUAAUUGAUCUCUGAAAUCACUUACAAGGGACACGCAAUAACUCGGUAUUUUUUUAAUUUUUUCUUUAAAAAUUUAGGAUAAACAGAAAUAUCCACACCAAUUACUACCUUGUACAAUAUUGUCCAAUUAUUUUAAUAUUGUUCUUUUUAGGCUUUGAGAUCUCGGGUUAAUGACUUAAAAAUUGACUAUUUCAUACGAAUGUAUGUAAGCUUUGAUGAAAUACUAUCGCAGAGCAAGUUUCUAAAUUGCAAACGGCCCUGCAGUAGUCACAAAUCCGAUUACUUUCUUACAACAAUGUGGACCUCAAUGGGAACGCAUUUCGGGGAACAGCUUUUAAUGUCUGCGUUAUGAGUGAGUCUAGCAGUGGGAUCGAGGUAGAUUUGCACACACUGAGUCUCCUUUUCCACUCGAUAACUCUGGGGUCCGGAUCUCAGGGACACUGAUUCUCAUUGGACCACAAUUCCCCACACUCAAUCUCACUGGGGUACCGGCCCCAUAGACACAUUUAUACCACACAUCUAUUCCGUCCUCUUUGUAGAUAUAAUGCAAUUUAAUAACGUUAACAAAGCUGGAGACUUAACAGCACAUCUGGGGAACACAAAAAUAUCUGCAGUAUAGUAAGGUGAAUUAACUAUAUCAAAGUUACACUGCAAUUAUAACAGAAUUUAUAAAUAAACUGUGAUUGCAGUUAGCAAUGUCCCAAACAAGAACUUGUUUUCUGGAUUAAAAGGGUGAAUGCAUCCUUAUCUCUUAAAUCACAAUAUUGUCAUUAAAAGUAGUAUAAUCUGCAGCCUUUACAGAUUUUCAUUUUUGCCUAUUCCUUAACUUUAAGUUGUCAUGAACUGCUAAUGAUCAUAACUUCUUCAGAAUCAGUUUUACCCUUUGCAGCUUUGCAAGGGAAACAUUUGAUGAACACCUUAACUUAGCUUUGAGGACCACAAUAACUGAGCUCUAGUAUAUUAGUGCUUUGAAUCUCGAUGAAUACAAUGCUGUGCAUAUUGGUGUUUUGCUUCUCACUCACAAUGAAAGGUUCUAAUCUAAAAAGAACAAAACUGUCAAUUCAGUAAACCUUCCCACUGUACAACAAUCAAAGCAGGGCAAUUCCUUCCACACACUCUUUCUCAAGGAACUCAUUUGUAAAUCCAAAAUAAAGUCUUUGGCUACAUAAAUAUCCAAAAUAAAUUUGAAAUGAAUUAAGGUGAAAUAGUGGUUACUCAGAGACUGGUACGAAUGUGUAAUGAGGAAAGUCUGAAAUCAAUAAAGCUGAUGCAUUGAUGAGGAAGUUAGGAAACAAUAGAAGGAACAAGAAGUUUAAAAAAAAUGUUGAAGUGGGAUUAAGCACUGUUCAUGUGCACAAAACUACCAGUUUAAACAUUUCAGUCUGAGUGGCCCACUUUUGUGUACUGAAUGAUCAUAAAUAUGGUGCAGAAUACUAAGAACAUUCCUGGAGUUUAGAAACAGUAUGACACAAAUCCAGUUAAUCCUCCAAAAAUAAAUUAUAUUUUGCAAUUACCAUCCUCAAAGGGAUUAAGCUUUAUUAAGAGGGUAAAUUUAGUUCUUUUUACAUAAAUUGCAAGUCAGAUUAAGAUUGUGCCAGUUCCUCUGAGAGAUCAAAUGCAGAUAAUCCUUCCUUUUGAAGUGUAUAAAAGGGCAACAGGAAAUUAUGUAAAAAAGUGAUAAAGACAAUGUUUUGUAAAAUAAUUACACAGUGAUAAGCUUGUUACAUGAUAAUAUUGUUAAUACAUUUCUAUAUUUCAUCUACAAAAGUGACUUUGCUCCACCCCUGAGGUUAGAGGUGUAAGAAAGCAAUAGUCUUUGGGGACACUGUGUACUUAUAUAAAUAUAAACAAUAUUUGGAGACUCACAUUAGCUGAAUCUAACAGUUGCCAAAACUUCAUUAUUUUAUGUUAAACAUACUUGUAACAUCAAAAGUAAACAAAUAAGUGUUAGAUGUUGUUUGGAAACCAGUGAAGUGAAAGCUUACAGAUAACCUGUUUGUGUAUUCCACGCGGUUUAAGUAAAAUCUAAAAUGCAUGUGUAUUUAAUGCUUGAAGAACAUUGAAAAUUUCUGUAGUUGUACUCUGACUCAUCACUGGAUGAGGAGAGCUUAAGGAAGUACAGGAUGAGAUUUAAUUUUAUCAUGGACAGUUGAUCUGCAAUAGGCUGUGGAAUUUCUGUCAUUGCUCCAGAGCUGUGUUUACAGCAACGUUCCACAUUUAGAAUGUGUUCAUGAACCAAUAACUGUUGUUGACAUUACAACGGAGUAAACAAUUCCCUUAAAUAUGUUAUUCUUGCCUUGCUUGUGUAGUGAUGGGGACUUUCGUUUCACAUUUAGUUUGUUCUUCACCAUCAAAGUGACUGUCACCAUAACAUUGAUGUAUAAUCUCAGCAACAUGCCUGAAAAAUUGUUGCAUAUAUAUGGUGCAUAAUCUUACUGGUGACUAUCGUAUUUAACUUGCCAUUCUUGUCUUCAGUGUUUACCAUUCAAUCCACCAGUCAAUCUACAAUUACUUGACAUUUGAUUUGCUUCCUCAUUUUUCAGCUGCCUGGUUGUUUGUCCACCAUAAGUGCAUAUCUACCUAUUGAUCAAGAAGUCUGUUUGUGAUACUUCCCAUAUGAUUAUUUCCAUCAUCUUGUUCAUUUAACUAUUCUCCGCCCUGUUGUUAUGCAUUUUAAAGUUAGUUUUGAUUUAAGGUUUUCUAAAGCAAAGAAAUAACUUUUCUCCAGCAUAAAAUAGUUAUUAUUAAAAUCUUUAAUAUGUAGCAAAUUCAAUUGCAUUGAGAAAACACAGCAAUAUUUGAAAAUCUAAUUAUUAUCUAUAAUAUGUCUGUGCAAAUGAGAUAUUCAGUAGCUGCCUCGGCCAUAUACAGUAUGCAUGACUCACAUCUUUGGCAAGCUAUAUUCAGCUUUAAAAAUGUAUCUUAGAAUACAAUUAGAUCUUUGUACAGGAAUUGUAAACAUGAUAGGUAAGCAUAUUUGAGUGAAAAAGUAGUUUAGCAGGCAAUUGUCCUCAGUAAUUGUUGAUCUAAGUAAGUUUUUCCAGUUUUAUUAAUUUCAGGAUUUAAUCUCUGUCGAAGAGUCUGAAUGAGUGCAGUCAACAAUUUAUCCAUCACUGCUGCUCAAUUUAAAUUUUCCACAACAUUCUAUAAAUUGAACUGAAUUGACUUUAUUUCUUACAUACUUCACAUACAUGAGGAGUAAAAAUCUUUAUGUUAUUUCUCCAUCUAAGUGUGCAAUGUGCAAUUUAUAGUAAUUUGUAAUAAAUAGAAUGCACAACAGGAUAGUCAACAUAACAUAGAAAUACAUUGUAUCAGUGUGAACAAUUGUUCUAUUGACUGUCCUGUUGUAUAUACUAUGAAACACAACUGUACUAUUAUUGAGGGGUCUCCCAGUUAUCCUUUGUUUUAAUUUAAAAUUGAUAUUUAGAAGGCUGAAGAUAGAUAUUUAUGUGAGACUCAGUACAACCAGCAAGCUGAAAAUACCAUGAGGGUCACGUGUAGAAUGUACAAAAGGUGCCUGGCAGCAGUUUGAUGUGGUUACAAGGGCACAUUAGCGAUGCCAGCAAGUGUGGAACUACCUUCCUUGAUAUUAUCUGCAGAAUGUAUUUUCUAUUGAAAAUAUUAAAGUUUGUUAGUUAUGA
Hypanus sabinus (Atlantic stingray) is the source of this 6138-nucleotide messenger RNA. Its product is annotated as alpha-2Db adrenergic receptor-like. Lineage: Eukaryota; Metazoa; Chordata; Chondrichthyes; Myliobatiformes; Dasyatidae. The coding region runs from base 248 to 1498 and encodes 416 amino acids. The transcript has a single exon. The record is from RefSeq and is a predicted model, not a curated record. Gene Ontology annotation, biological process: regulation of smooth muscle contraction; regulation of vasoconstriction; adenylate cyclase-activating adrenergic receptor signaling pathway. Gene Ontology annotation, molecular function: alpha2-adrenergic receptor activity. Gene Ontology annotation, cellular component: membrane.